This is a messenger RNA of Sesamum indicum (sesame), 1462 nucleotides long. RefSeq names its product myb family transcription factor IPN2. The record is from RefSeq and is a predicted model, not a curated record. Lineage: Eukaryota; Viridiplantae; Streptophyta; Magnoliopsida; Lamiales; Pedaliaceae. Gene Ontology annotation, molecular function: DNA binding; DNA-binding transcription factor activity.
AAAAAGUCAUCAACCUCGACUUCGCCAAUUAAGUUCUUCCGCCCCGGCUAUUCUCCCUUAUAUGCGUCGCAUUUGUUCUUGAAUCUCCGGGUAUUCCAAGCAAUACUGGCAGCAGAAAGGGGAGGAGAGAGAAAGUAGAGAGAGAGAAUGUUCCAUCAGAAGAAGGCAUCAAGUAUGAACUCUCACGAGCGGCCGAUGUGCGUUCAAGGAGACUCCGCCCUCGUCCUCACCACUGAUCCAAAGCCCCGUCUCCGCUGGACCGUCGAACUUCAUGAACGCUUCGUCGACGCUGUCAGGCAGCUCGGAGGCGCUGACAAGGCCACACCGAAGACCAUCAUGAGAGUGAUGGGGGUGAAAGGUCUCACUCUCUACCAUCUCAAGAGCCAUCUUCAGAAAUUUAGGCUGGGAAAGCAGCCUCACAAGGAAUUCAAUGAUCACUCAAUGAAAGAUGGCGAGAGAGCUUCAUCUUUAGAACUUCAACGAAACACUGCGUCUUCGUCGUCUGGAAUGCUGGGGCGCACCAUGAACGAGAUGCAAAUGGAGGUGAACAGAAGACUGCAUGAACAAUUAGAGGUCCAAAGACACCUGCAACUCAGAAUCGAGGCUCAGGGCAAGUACAUGCAGACCAUUCUUGAAAAGGCCUGCCAAACCCUUGCCGGCGAAAACAUGGCGGCGGCCGCUGCUGGUGGCUAUAACAGGCCGGCCAUGGACCCGGAAACAUCAGCCAUGAAAGAUUUCGGGCCGCCACCUCCGCCGAUGAUGAAUUUCUCACCCCUUCAAGAUCUUAACAUGUAUGGAGGCGGUGAUCAGCUGGAACUUCAUCACCAUACUAUGGAAAGAUCGACUGUCGAUCAUGUCUUCAUGCCGAGUGUUAACGACAACCUGUUAUUAGGCAAAAAGAGACCUAAUCCAUACAGCAAUGAGAAUAGCAGUAGUGGGAAGAGCCCUUUGAUCAGCUGGGCUGAUGAUCUGAGGCUGCAAGAACUGGGAACAGCCUCAUCGUCAUCAUGUCUUGACGAACACCAGAUUCAUCAGAUCACUCCUCUCUCAAUUGACAGAGGCGGUGACGUCGAUUCAGUUUCGGAUAUUUACGAGACAAAGCCGAUGGAUCUUUUAUUGGGGGACAAGAAAUCGGAAGCUUCGACGGCGCUCGAGAGGCCCUCCUCCAGUCAGGCGGCGGCGGAGAGGAUGAACAACUCCUCCAUCAGCGGCGGCGGAGGAAUGCCACAAGGGCGGAGCUCACCGUUUGGGUGACUAAUUAAUUAACUUUAUUUUAAUUUAAUUUCCUCAUUAAUAUAGACACUUGCACUAAUUAACUACGUGUUCUUGAAGGGUAUGUGUAGGGUUUGAGAGUUUAACAUCAGAGUUGCAUUGUAAUUCAAUAGAAACAUCUGCUAUGAUCAUAUUUAGAGCGAUGAUUUUUAUAUCAGGCUUGUUAAUUAAUAUAUAAUUAGCACACACC